UAUUAUAUUUUUUUGUGUUGUCGUGAUUAUGAGGUCUAGACAGCACUCUGAGUUGUGUAGAAUUCCAGUCUCCACUUUGCUCACUAAAAUUCCUUUAUGAAAAUUAUUAUUUCUUCCUUGGAUAAAAUCCUUUAUGUUUCAUCUUGCCCUUCUCUGAUUAACUUCCAGCAAAUUUGUGGAACAAUAUUGCCUCUGCAUGUUGCCAAAUUGCAUAGCCGAUUCUGCUUUUCAUGUAAUUACGUGUGAUUUUUGAAAAGUAAUAAGCAGAAAUUUCUAUUUAACAUUUAAAAUAAUUUUGACCGGCAACAUUGCGUAUCACUCACUAUUCCGGAAGAGAUCGAAAAUCUUUUGAAUGCAGAACGUCUUGUCUCUGUUAUGGGCACUUUAAAUUCAUUAAAUAUCAUUUUUGCCUAAUUUUGUUUGCGAUCUCUUUUUACCACUGAUCUUUUCUUUUUGCUAGAUCCAUAUCUAUCCUUAUCGUUUCCAUCCUUAUCAUUUCUAACCGCACUUUGUGUUUACUUUGGUCCUGUCAAUGUUUUAACAGUUAGAAACUUUCACUAGAAUUUUAAAUAGCUGCUGGCUGAAUCAGGCUGAAUAUAUGUAACAUUCAUUAACGUUAAGGAAACAAGUUCUAUACUGGAAUGUGUUACACCUAAUGCCAUGACAGAGAUAUUUAAUUAGACUUCCAUAUAAUGCUAGUGUUUUUUAGUAGUGGGGUCAUCAGUCUUUUCGCUGCAUAUUUGUGCGAUUCUUAGCAUUCCACACGCAUUACUCAUAUUACCUAGUUUAUUUAAAUUAUAUUUGAAUUUAUUCAAGUGUUUUCUGUGUCACAACUAAAUAUACCUACAUAAAUUCAAUGGCACAGUAGAACAGUGGAAACAUUAGCUUACAAUGCCGGAUAGUGUUGAAUCAAACUUGAUUAAAGUCCUCAAUGGAUUACCGUUGGUUGGUGAAGAAGCAGAGAUAUGUGAUUUUUCUUUGGAAGAACAAAAUGAAGCUUUGGAGUCCCAAGGAAUUCAACCCAAUGUUGACCCACACUAUAAGCCAAUUGUAGGCGAAACAGUAACCUACAUUGUAGCCUGCGUGAUUUUCAAUCAACAUAAUGAUGUUUUAAUGAUACAGGAAGCAAAAGAAUCAUGUGCUGGAAAAUGGUAUUUGCCAGCUGGUAGAAUGGAGAAAGGGGAAACGAUUGUGGAAGCUUGUAAAAGGGAGGUACUGGAAGAAACUGGAUUAGAAAUUGACUGCACUACAAUUUUAAUGGUGGAAAGCGCUGGUGGCGUCUGGCUAAGAUUUGUGCUGACUGGUAAAGUGAUUGGAGGCACCCUCAAAACACCAGCACAAGCUAACAGAGAAUCACUCCAAGCUAAAUGGGUAUCGAAUUUAGACGAACUCUCAUUACGUGCCUCUGAUAUAAUUGAGUUGAUUGAAAAGGCCAGAUCGUAUGUGCAUGCACGUAAAACCAGGGACCCUACUUGGCAUCUAGAUCAACUUCCGUCUUUAAGAGCGUAUGCCCACCUUCUUCUACGUUUAGUUAUUGUAAUUAAAAAAAAGGCAACGAACCGAGUUCACAUUUUGCUGAGCGAACGCACCUCGUGGCAUCUACCAACAUGCCAAAUUAAUCCUGGAAAAAGUUUCCAUUCGACUUUACGAAAGUUCAUGGUCGAUUUGUUUGGGGCCGAAGUGCCUACUCACAAACCGCAUGGACUGCUCUCGAUCGAACAUGAUGCAAGAGAUGGUAAAGAUGGUGUGUGCUUAACACUGUUAGUUUCAUUUCGAGCACCUUUAGAAGAGGUGCCAAUAAUAGGAAAAUGUGUUUGGCAUGAAGUUUCAAAAGAGUUGGGUGAUAAACUAUUGCAAAGAGUUGUAUCACGAAAUGCCACAUUCCAAUUUCACGUUGUUAAAUAAUUUGGAGUUAGACACCCGAAUUAAAUUUUCCAAAAACAUUUGUUGAUAUUUAACAUAAUUUUUAUUUGUUAUGCGUGGUGAGUAUUAUUUUACUAACUUGAGAGUUUUUCAUAAUAAAAAAGUGUUUUGACAUAGACUGACACUGUACCCAAUCAACUUUAUGCUCAAUCGAAGGAACUUGCCGUUGAUAUAUAUCUAUAGCGUGGUUAUAACACAGCCACGUGUAAUCUGUUAUUUGAUUAUACUACAUAUAUAUUUUAUUUAUUCUCA
Messenger RNA from Dendroctonus ponderosae (mountain pine beetle), 2175 nucleotides. RefSeq names its product 8-oxo-dGDP phosphatase NUDT18. The transcript is spliced from 5 exons. Bases 892 to 1905 code for a protein of 337 amino acids. Gene Ontology annotation, molecular function: magnesium ion binding; 8-oxo-dGDP phosphatase activity; 8-oxo-GDP phosphatase activity. The record is from RefSeq and is a predicted model, not a curated record. Lineage: Eukaryota; Metazoa; Arthropoda; Insecta; Coleoptera; Curculionidae.